AUGCUGGGUCUGAGAUUAACGCCAGGCGCCGUGCAAAGCGCCUUGAAGGUGGCGGCCCCCCAGGGCUUGCUGACCCUAGUGCUCCGCAGCCGGGGUCUACUCUACAUCGAAAACCUCGAGUACACCCAGGACGCGUUUUCAGCAAUCGAUCUCACGGACAACGAGAUCACGGAGCUCAGCGGCCUUCCGGAGCUCCGCAAGCUCGAGGUGCUCCUCUUGGCCAACAACAACAUUGCGAGCGUGGGGCGCGUGGCCGCGUCCGCAUUGACGUCGCUUCUGCUCAUGAACAACAGCCUCUCGUCCUUCGCGGAGGUCGCCAAGUUGCGGGGUCUCCGGCGCCUCGAGCACUUGGUUUUGCUUGGCAACCGCAUCACCGAGGAGCACCACUACCGGGGCUUUGUGGUGUGGCUCUUCCCCACUUUGAAGGUGUUGGACUGCCAGAAGGUCAAGCCAGCCGAGAGAAGAGCCGCGGCGGAGCUCUUUGGCCCGGCCUUCGACAGCCGGCUGCCGGCGGCAGACGCGUUGCUCAGCGGCAGCCAGGCGGCCGCGCCCGUGCCGAAAGACACGCGGCUUAUGGAGACCACCAUGCGGAAGCUCCUGGCGGAGGAAAAGGCCCUGCUCGCGGCGGAGCUCGAGGGCGCCAGCAGCAUGGCGGAGAUCGAGCGGAUCUCCCGGGCGCUCAAGCGUGGCUACGUGGGCACGGCCGAAAACCCGUAG
Messenger RNA from Metschnikowia bicuspidata var. bicuspidata NRRL YB-4993, 717 nucleotides. It is a transcript of the gene LEA1, whose product is annotated as U2 snRNP complex subunit. The record is from RefSeq and is a predicted model, not a curated record. The transcript has a single exon. NCBI's taxonomy places the organism in Eukaryota, Fungi, Ascomycota, Pichiomycetes, Serinales, Metschnikowiaceae. Gene Ontology annotation, molecular function: U2 snRNA binding. Gene Ontology annotation, biological process: mRNA splicing, via spliceosome. Gene Ontology annotation, cellular component: U2 snRNP. The coding region runs from base 1 to 717 and encodes 238 amino acids.